Molecule: messenger RNA, 1494 nt
Organism: Fimicolochytrium jonesii
Lineage: Eukaryota; Fungi; Chytridiomycota; Chytridiomycetes; Spizellomycetales; Powellomycetaceae
Product: Tetraspanin family-domain-containing protein
Exons: 6
Coding region: 358-1230 (290 amino acids)
Cellular component (GO): membrane
Source: RefSeq, a predicted model, not a curated record
GUUGCAUGUGCGCUGUGCAGAUCGAAUGUCCGACCGAUAUCCUUCGGCCUGACGUUCUUGCGCGUCACGUCUCAGAGACGGUCUCUCCACACUUUUUUCGCGGAAAAGGCACCCAUCUUGUCUUUUCCCACCCAUCGCAUCCAACGACGGAAAUCCCCCGAAUCGCACAAUAACCGCCUCUCUCUUCAAACAAGCUCCUCAGCCAAGAUUCUCUCCGUAUAUAUACCCGUUUUAGCAGCGCUCUCCCCCUCCUCAUCACUCCCUUUCUCCUCAACCCCGGCCCCCAUCUUGCCGUACCCAGUCGAAGAACAACAGUCAUCGCGUUCAACAUCGAGUUCAAGUUCCGAAACACUUACAAUGGGCAAAGGCGGUGCUGAUUACAACCCUUUCUCGUCCGUUGGCGGAGGCCAGGGGAUGUUGCAGGCGUCGAAGUGGACGUCGUUUGCUGUCAGUUGCUUGACGGCGCUGGCCGGUGUUGCUUUGAUUGGAAUUGGUGUCUAUGGGCUCUUGAACCCUCUUGGUUCCGCAAUGGUCCCGAUGACGCUCCCCAUCAUCUCAAUCGCCGUCGGUUCCGCUGUGAUUCUCAUAUCCGUCCUGGGCUCGUUGAGCUCCUUUGCGGAGAUGCGCACCGCGCUCUGGUGCUACUUCUGGAUUCUGCUCGCUUUCAUCCUCUUGCAGUACAUCAUUGGCAUUGUCGCUUUGAGUACUCGCGGAGAUGCGAUUGACGAGCUUGCUGAUCGUCGCUGGAACUAUUUGUACUUCAAUCGACCCAAGUAUCUCCGCGACAUCCAAGAGAACUACGAAUGCUGCGGUCUCAACUACCUGGACGAUCGCGCUUAUCCGAAGCCCGAGCGCGCUCAGGACAAGUGUUCCAGGCAUCCCGACUUUGCCUACCAGCGUCCGUGCAUUGGCCCGAUCAAGGAGGAAUGGAGCGAGAGGCAGAAAGUCUUUGGAAUUACGAUCUUGAGCCUUGGUGCUCUGCAGCUUCUUGGCCUGCUUCCCAUCUAUUACCUCGCCACACGUAUCCCGACCGAGGAAGAACGCGACCAUGCUCGCAUGGAAGAGCACCGCAGGUUGCUCGAACGCUUCCAUGGACCCGGCGGUGAGGAUGGUAGAAGCACUCCUACCUCGUACGGCGGCCUCCGCGGCGAUUUGCCUGCUCAGCAUCAGGUCGGCGGCCCGGCUGGAUCGUUCCCGUACCCUGCGAAGCGCCCGGGUUCUCGUGUCUGAUGUGGUUGCAUUGAAGUUUGUUUACUGCGCUCGGUUUUGAGCCUUUGAGUCAUUCGUUUUUGGCGUCGUCCCGCGGGCAUUAUCUGAAUGCCGGCAACCCGGCUGUUGUGACCUACUAUCACGGUCCGUAACUAGCAUAGUUUGCUUUCUGAACCUAGCCGACACCUAUCUGUCUGUUGGCUACAAGUUUUGCUCCCCGAGUUUUUGUUAUUACGUCCCUAUGCACAUCAACUAUAUUAUAUCUCCCAAUUGCUUUGAUUUCCG